Oncorhynchus keta (chum salmon) is the source of this 2753-nucleotide messenger RNA. RefSeq names its product B-cell lymphoma 3 protein homolog. The coding region runs from base 442 to 2190 and encodes 582 amino acids. Lineage: Eukaryota; Metazoa; Chordata; Actinopteri; Salmoniformes; Salmonidae. The record is from RefSeq and is a predicted model, not a curated record. The transcript has 9 exons. Gene Ontology annotation, molecular function: protein binding.
UACGGACUAGUUGAUUCGUUGCAAUAAAAGGAACAUUAUAGCCUAUUGAUUUUCUUCAAUUGCCCACUACCUGCAGUUAUAUUGCAGGUGUGUUACCGUCAGUUAGGUUAUUUAAAAGUCUUAUAUUUAUCAUUCUGAACAUUUACUAUGAGUCAGUUGUGUGAUUUAAUUAAUUGAAGAAACUUAAAUUAGUAUCAGUUUACACAAAUUUUCUCAAAAUGAACAUUUAUGGAUUUGGAGAAUAGCCUCGAGCCAUUCUUGUAUUGGCUUGGCAAAUUACAUUAUUAAACUCCCAAAUCAAAACAACAUUUGGAUAUUUUCGUGGAGAAGGAGACUGUGCCUAGGCUAUAGAAAACAUAAAUUUAAUUGACAUUUGAAUCAUUGCUAUGCUUUGAGACGACAAACACCCGAGGCUGAUUCCAGGAUACUUGAUCCGUGUUCAUGCGGAGGACCAUGACCAUGAACGGUCACCAAACUCAAACCACAGUGCCGCUGGAUCUGAGCACCACAACGAGGGAGCGUGGCAGCGGCGCCGACAGGACUCCCACCAGCAAAGGUUGCUCCGCCAGUGUAAGAAUGCAGUAUACCAAUGCCCCCCUCACGGAGGAUGACGGUCCAAACGGAAAUCCCAGCCACACUGUGGAGCCGCUGGAGCAUCGUUGUGGAGUAUCGUUGAUAAAACCUCCUGUGAAAACGGGAAACCCGGCUUUUCUGGAGAAAAAACACUCACCAGCUGCAACUUCUCACACGCCAUUCACUCCGAACCCUGGUGAGAGCAGCAAAACAGACACACGAACACAGAACAUAUCUUCCUCGUGGCUUCCUUUUAGGAAACGUCCAUUUCCUUCUGAAUGGGAGACGCCGGAACAGUCACGUACCCCACCCGGGAGAGAGGAGCGCUUAUCCCCUUACAAAAACAAAGACUUGUGCUGCAGACCAAGUCCUCCAAAGAUUUUAUUAAAGAGCUGCGACGAUGAGAGCAUUGGUACCCUGGCAUCGGUCUCACACAGACAAUUGUCUGCCGCCAGCGGUUUUGACAAUGAACACCAAAGCAUCGAUCCGGUUCGUUCAAUGCAGGCACCCCGUCCUUACUAUCCCUAUCCAGGGCACCCAUUCUACUCCUGGCCCAGCAGGUCACCACUGGUUGUGAACGUGCCUGUCUCUCACCUCCAGUCCUCUCUUUACCCGGGACACGCUGGACACCUGCUGGCAGAUGUUGCCAUGGCGACUCGCCAAGACAACGAUGGUGACACGGCUCUUCACAUAGCAGUGGUGCAGGGGCAGGAAGCUCAGAUCCAAAGAAUGAUCCUUCUCCUGGAACUGGUUCACACAGACCUGGACAUCUACAACAACCUGAGACAGACCCCUCUUCAUCUGGCUGUGAUUACCCAUCAGGCCCACAUGGUGGGGGCGUUGCUGCGUGCGGGUGCUGACCCGGGGGCUCUGGACCGUAACGGUCAGACAACGGUCCACCUCUGCUGUGAACACGGCCAGCAGGCCUGCCUCUCUGUCGUCCUUUCCCACCCCUCCAUCUUGACUUGCCUGGAGGUCAGGAACUAUGAGGGCCUCACCCCUCUCCACCUAGCUGUACAGGGUGGACACAAGGAGCUGGUCAGAAUGCUGCUGGAUGCUGGGGCAGACAUCAAUGCUAUGCAGGACAUCAAGAGUGGCCACAGUCCUCUCAUACACGCAGUAGAGAACCACAAUAUGGACAUGGUGCACUUCCUCAUAGAGAAUGACUGUAAUGUGAAUGGCCAGUCGUACAGCGGGAACACGGCCCUGCACAGUGCCUGUGGGCGAGGCCAGGUAGACACAGCCAGGCUGCUACUGAAGAACAGAGCCGACAGCAGUGUGAAGAACUACCACAAUGACACCCCCGCAAUGGUGGCCAAGAACAAGAAGGUAACAGAUGUACUACGAGGGAAGGGCUCCAGAAACCAGCAGCCCAAAGCUCAGCAGUGUGUACCAGCCUCACCACACAGGAGCACACCCCACUCACAGAUUAGAGGUUCUCCAUCUCUUAGCCUUUCACCAUUGGCCACUCCCACAGCGUCGCCUCUUCACCGCAGCUCGUCCCAUUCCCCCAAGGCACCUCUCACGCCCUCUUCACAGCCAAUCAGCAGAGAGCCUGUCAGGCCAUCAGUCUCCAAUGAAGAUCUGGGAGAGCGAGCAGCUGCCGAUGAGGCUUGACUCCGACAGGAUGACUGCAGUGGACAUCAGCCUGACCCAGAGAAGGACCUACAGCUACCCUCCAGCAAUGCACCACCAGUCCCCCAUCACUGAUGCUCAAAUAGGGCAUUUACUCGCCUAUUACUCCCCUGGAGUUCAGAGACCUCUUUAUCCAGAGCCUCCCUUUAUCCUCCUCCACACCAAUAUCCCUUACCCAGCCACUGUAUCUACUGCCUCCCAAUCAGAUGUCUCCAUCAUGAGUGUCAGCAGCAGCAUGGGCAAAGGUAACAGUUGACAGAGAAGCGCUUUCAGUGUCCCUGCUGAGUUAGGUUCCACCACUGUUUGAGUUAUUGGUUGGUAACGAGAGUUUGUUUACUGUUGGACUAGAGCCUAUGCCAGUAUGAUUAUGUACCUCUAGAUCUCAGCUGGAUGCAUUUGUCAUGUGACUGCAUUAGUCUCCUUACAAUUCUACAUGCAAUGACACCUACACUGGAAGAAUUAACGUUACUGCAGUUUCCUGAAUAGACUUCAUUCAGAACUGUUGUGUGUGUGAUGGGCUGUUUGGAAACUGGUGCUCCACCUUA